Molecule: messenger RNA, 2177 nt
Organism: Scheffersomyces amazonensis
Lineage: Eukaryota; Fungi; Ascomycota; Pichiomycetes; Serinales; Debaryomycetaceae
Gene: HEM1
Product: 5-aminolevulinate synthase
Exons: 1
Coding region: 249-1979 (576 amino acids)
Biological process (GO): heme biosynthetic process
Cellular component (GO): mitochondrion
Molecular function (GO): 5-aminolevulinate synthase activity; pyridoxal phosphate binding
Source: RefSeq, a predicted model, not a curated record
GUCAUCUGGCAUACAAGUCUUUUUCCGUUGACUGAAUUGGAAAGUUAUAUAUAACAAAAUAGUUAGCUUUGCUUUCACUUAUUCUUUGAAUAAUUUCACUGUAUUAGGGAUAGUUACCUUAAUUUGUAUUGUUGUGUUUUGUUGUUGAAGUGGAAACCUAGUAUAUAAUCUAAAUUCUCUUAAACAUCGAAAGUUGAAAAUAUUACAAAUCUGAAAAAUUCCUAUAGUUGCAAACCCAAUUAUCAAUCAUGGAAUCUCUUACUAAAGCCUCUAUGGCAGUUUGUCCAUUUGUUAAGGCCUCUUCUGUCCAAUCUUUACGUCAAUUAAGUAUGGUUCAUGGAGGUUUAGCUAAUCAAGCUCGUCAAUGUCCAUUCAUGUCUGCAGCUUUACAAGCUAAGGAACAAGGUAGAAGUUAUUCUUCUGCUUCAAACCCUUUAAAAGCUACUGCUGUUCCAAAUACUACCACUACUGCUCCAAAAUCAAAUCCUUACUCUUUCAAGACUGAUCAAAUCACUGGAGGUCUGUUAAAUGUCAAUCUUUCAUCCAAUGAAAACAAAUUUGAUUAUAAUGGAUUCUUGGAAAAUGAAUUAGAAAAGAAGAGAGUCGAUAAAUCUUAUCGUUUUUUCAAUAACAUUAAUCGUUUAGCUCAUGAAUUUCCAAAGGCUCAUAGAACCAAUGAAACUGAUAAAGUCACUGUUUGGUGUUCAAAUGAUUAUCUUGGUAUGGGUAAGAAUGCUCAAACUCUUGCUGAAAUGAAGCGUGUUUUGGAUACUUAUGGUUCAGGUGCCGGUGGUACUAGAAAUAUAGCUGGUCAUAACCGUCAUGCUAUUAAAUUGGAAUCUGAAGUUGCGGCGUUGCAUAAACAUGAAGCUGCCCUUGUAUUUAGUUCUUGUUUCGUUGCUAAUGAUGCAGUUUUAUCAAUGUUUGGACAAAAGAUUAAAGAUUUAGUUAUCUUUUCAGAUGAGUUAAAUCAUGCGUCUAUGAUCCAAGGUAUUAGAAAUUCCAGAGCCAAGAAGGAAAUUUUCAAACAUAAUGAUUUGAAAGAUUUAGAAGCAAGAUUAGCUCAAUAUCCAAAAUCUACUCCUAAAUUAAUUGCUUUUGAAUCUGUUUAUUCCAUGUGUGGUUCAAUUUCUCCAAUUGAAGCUAUUUGUGACUUGGCUGACAAGUAUGGAGCUUUAACUUUCUUAGAUGAAGUUCAUGCUGUUGGUAUGUAUGGUCCUCAUGGUGCUGGUGUUGCAGAACAUCUUAAUUUCGAUGUUCAAUUAAAGACUGGUAUUUCUAAACCAGAUGUUGAGACUGUCAUGAACAGAAUUGAUAUGGUUACUGGUACUUUAGGUAAAGCUUUUGGUACUGUUGGUGGUUAUGUUACUGGUAAGGCUAAAUUAAUUGAUUGGUUUAGAUCUUAUGCUCCAGGAUUUAUUUUUACUACUACUUUACCUCCUGCUAUCAUGGCAGGUUCAUCAGCUUCAAUUAGAUAUCAAAGAUCUACUUUGGCUGAUCGUAUUAAUCAACAAAAGAACACUAGAUAUGUUAAGAACAAUCUUAAUGAUAUUGGAAUUCCAGUUAUUCCAAAUCCUUCUCAUAUUGUUCCAGUAUUAGUUGGUAAUGCAGCUGAUGCUAAGAGAGCAAGUGAUUUAUUAUUAGAUAAACAUGGUAUUUAUGUUCAAGCUAUUAACUUCCCAACCGUUCCUAUUGGUGAAGAAAGAUUGAGAAUUACUCCUACUCCAGGUCAUGGACCAGAACUCUCCAAUCAGUUGAUUGGAGCUUUAGAUUCAGUAUUCAAUGAAUUGAGUUUGAAUAGAAUUAAUGAUUGGGAAAAUCAAGGUGGUUUAUGCGGAGUCGGUACUCCAGAAAAGGUCAAUAUUGAACAUAUUUGGACUGAAGAACAAUUAAGCUUAACUGAUGCUGAUUUAAAUCCAAAUGUUGCUGAACCUUUAAUUUCACCAAUUGGAGUUUCUUCUGGUGUCUCUGCUUAUUAGUGUGACUACAAAAACUAUUCACUAAUUACUACAAUGUCUGUUAUACUAUUUUUUUGUCUCAUUUUUAUAUAUUCUAACUAAAUCAGUCAGUCACCAUUUCUGGUGCUAAUUUACAGACACUCAAUUUUAUACUCUUGCUAUAUAGCUAUUCUGAACUGUUUACCAAAAAAUCCAAUAAAUAAAAUCAAUUACUCCCUA